Messenger RNA from Sorghum bicolor (sorghum), 2187 nucleotides. RefSeq names its product OTU domain-containing protein 5. NCBI's taxonomy places the organism in Eukaryota, Viridiplantae, Streptophyta, Magnoliopsida, Poales, Poaceae. Gene Ontology annotation, biological process: protein deubiquitination. The coding region runs from base 412 to 2034 and encodes 540 amino acids. The record is from RefSeq and is a predicted model, not a curated record. The transcript is spliced from 8 exons. Gene Ontology annotation, molecular function: cysteine-type deubiquitinase activity; K63-linked deubiquitinase activity.
AUGACUCACACAACACACACCAAUCCAUCGUCCUCUUCUUCGCCAGCGCCGCCGAACCGGCCACCAGCCUCCUCCGGUCCUCCCACCUCGAAAGCACGGAAGUCUCCCGGAAGGAGCUGUCACCUAGCAGCCAUCGCUGGCGCGGCCGUCCACCUCCUCCCUCUCCUCCUCCACUGUUAUUGGAUUGGCGUCGGAGUGGAGAUCAACCCGGGCUUGGAAUUUCCUUCGUUGGUAAGGAACCCUAAUUUGGUCGGAUGGGAUUUUCAUCUUCGACAACGCCCGCGAGGUCGAUCGACCUCAGCUGACGCGAGGGAUUGGAAAGCUAAGGUGCGGGUGUAGCUAAUUUUCUAGGAAGAUUGGGGUUUCAGCUCAAACCCCCAUGCUCGACGCUGAGGACGACCCUGGCGGGAGAUGACGAGGAUCUUCGUGCAGCGCGGGACCGCCGGCUCCUCGUCCAGCUCCGGUCGCUCGGGCUCGCAGCCAGCGCAGCAGCCGGCAGCAGCUGCCCGGGAGGAGGAGUUGCCGCUGCAACCUCAGCCACAGCUGCCGGAGCUAUUGGCCAUAGAUGAUACAACUGAGCAUUUAAAUGAGGGCAGCGAGAACAGCAGUAGCAGCAAUAAGCCGUUGAGGACGGAUGACACCAUUUCAGAGAGCUCGAGCUCUGCAGAGGAGAGGGCUGCCAGGGAGAAGCCUCCUAAGGAUGACUCUAAUGUAAUCAACCCCACUUUCUUAGUAGAGGAACUGAUAGGGCUCCAGAUCCCUGAUCAGAUUGAACAUGGAGAUUCUGUGCCGUCAGGCACUAGUUCAUCACAGAUGGCGGGUGCAGCUUCACACCCGCCACCACCGCCAGCUCCACCUCCAAAACCAUUGUUGGGGAAUAAUGGGUUGCGGAGAAUGGGGCCUGGAAGUUCAAACAGUGUGCGGAUUGGAUCUUCAAGAAGGCCAGUAGCUUGGCCACCAGUGGUAGCCCGGACAUCUGCUUCAGGUUCUCGGCCUUCUUCGCCUAGGUCACUCGUUGAUGGUGAAGGUUACAAUAGUGCUGAUGAACAGGGCCCCUGUUACCCCUCGAGUUAUGAUGAUUCGGAAAGGGAGCGUAUGUUUGAGCAUGACCUAAGGCGAGUGAAAGGGUUGGAAAUCAGAAAGAUGGCCGAAGACGGGAACUGUCUAUUCAGAGCUGUUGCUGAUCAAGUAUAUGGAGACGCAGAAGCUUAUGACAUGGCUAGGCAGAUGUGUGUUGAUUAUAUGGAAAGGGAACGGGAUCAUUUCUCUCAGUUCAUAACUGAAAGUUUUACAUUAUACUGUAAGAGGAAAAGGAGAGAUAAGGUUUAUGGCAACAAUGUUGAGAUCCAGGCAUUUGCAGAGAUGUACAAUCGUCCCAUUCACAUAUAUUCCUACGGUGCAGAGCCCAUUAAUAUUUUUCAAGGAAGCUAUAACACAGACGUUCCUCCAAUUAGGUUAAGUUACCAUCAUGGUAAUCAUUACAAUUCAGUGGUUGAUCCCCGCCGACAGACAGUUGGGGCAGGCCUUGGAUUUAGCUCCCUUAGAGGGACCAAUAAUGUUGACAGGGACCAGGUGAAGGCUGCAAUAAAAGCUCAGCAAGACCAGCAAAUUGAGAAUGCACUUUUGGCUGAAGGGCGAUUCUACUCCGAUCUGGAGUUAACAGAGAGGGAAAUAGAACGGAUGGUGAUGGAGGCCUCGCGUUCAGAAUAUCUGGCCAAGGAGAAAAAGCUUAACAUUAGGGAGUCAUCGACAUCAGGGGCAGAGCCAUCGUCAUCUGCCGCAAUUAGUGGUUCCUCCCGUUCAGUUGCUGGAGCAGAUAGAGGCAGCGAGGACUACUUUGUGCUCCCAGACACUGUACUAACUCGCAGCAUGCAGUUGCUCCUGGCAAUGGGCUUCAGCUACAUCCAGGUCAUGGAGGCCUACAGCAUAUUCGGCGAGGACGUGGACUCCAUGGUCUGCUACCUGGUGGAGACCGGAGGCACCGGAGCCUCAGCAGGUGGUAGCAAUCGCCGGAAAGGAAAGGCUGCUGAGUGAUGUGCGCACCUUCAUUGCUGUGAAUGUAAUUGUUGUUGAUCGAAAUCGUUGGGCAUAAGUCAUACUGACAGUCUUGUGAGUUGAGAUGUCGAUAUACCUGCUACCUUAUGGGUGAUGAAUAAAUGGAACUCAUGACUUGAGACUUUUCGAUGC